Molecule: messenger RNA, 750 nt
Organism: Aspergillus melleus
Lineage: Eukaryota; Fungi; Ascomycota; Eurotiomycetes; Eurotiales; Aspergillaceae
Exons: 1
Coding region: 1-750 (249 amino acids)
Source: RefSeq, a predicted model, not a curated record
AUGGCUACACUCGGUAUUGCUGUCUCGUUCCGGACUAUCGGAUUAUUGAUCGGCCCGAGUGGUCCUGGCUUUGUUUAUCCUGCACUUUCACCUAAUACGUCAUCCUCUCUUUCGCCCGAACUGCAAUUCGAGUCCGAGAUCAUCGCAGAGACACACAUGAAGCGGUCACGUUCUUGCUCCCCUGUCCUUGCUCCGAAGCGAUGUAAGCCUAUCCCUGCGAUCGCUUGCCUUACGUAUGACGCUCUCAAGGAGCAUGACCGAAACACACAGUCCCUCUCUCCUUUCACGCUGCUCGAUAUGGCUCCUGAGGAGAGAACUAUAUCCACUCUGCGUAGCGAGGCGAGCGGUAGGGAGCGAGAGGUGAAGGAGAAAGAAUACGAUAGCUUGAGACAUAUCGUAAUACCUCCUCCAUCUACACGCUCUUCACAACGGUCACGGUCAAGCAGCCCAUCCAGACCUAGCGAAGCGCAAUAUCGCGCCGGCCCUCUCCGGCGUGCAAACAUCUUUGUGGACGACGACAUACCUACGGAUGUCAGUCAUUAUGCAAACAACAGAGUUUUCAAUACGCUAGAUGAUCAUGGUAUUAAUCUAUACAAGGUCACUGAAAAGUUCUGGAGCGAAUCUAAAGAACUGGUCAAGAAAUCUGCAGGCAAAGUUGAAUGGCUAGCAGCCUUGUACACCGCAAUUGACGACUUGAGACCCCCAGCGCUGGAGAUUGCACGUAGCGGAGGCAGGUUGCCGUUUCCAUAG